AUGGACAAAGGAAAAGCAUCAUCACGCUUAUCCACGGAUAAUGUGAUGGUGAACAAUGGGUUGGUUCUAGCUGAAGCCAUAUGUGAGCUCCGAGAUGUCUUCAACUUGAAGGAUUCCGUACGAAUAGAAACUCAAACAGAAGACGAGGACGAGCAGGUGAAGUGGAUCCGAGCUGUUGGCAGAACGAAAACUCCACGUCUUUUCCGUAUUUACGAAUUCGAAGCGGCCGAAGUGCUGAGUGCGCAGUACCAUCAGUACUGUACGUUCCCGGCCACCCAAGCUUCACUCGUGGACACUAUCCUUGUCGACAUCGGCGACCGCUUAUGGAUUUGGAAUGAGCGCACACCCACAACGUUUGCUCUGCGGGUUGCCGAUCUGUACUGGAAAGACAGAACUGGCGAUGUAACGGUGAUUGGUAAAGGAAAGGAACCGGAGGAGUUCAUCGCUCUGUUCGCUGAAUGGAAUGAAUGGCCAGAAGGAUACGAUCCUCAAUCGCCACCCAGACCUUUAAAGGAGCUGAUAGCCGAAAGGACGCAGACAUUCGACGUGGAAGCUCUUCGAUCGCGAAAAUCUCUCCCGGAAGGAAUCGACACGAAGAAUCUACUGCAGUAUCUCUCUUCGGAAGAUUUCCGACGUGUUUUCUCUAUGACUGAAGAAGAAUUCGCAAAAUUACCGGCAUGGAAACAGAUUCGUUUGAAAAAAGAGGCGGGAUUGUUCUGA
Messenger RNA from Ostertagia ostertagi, 720 nucleotides. The record is from the annotation of a GenBank genome assembly. NCBI's taxonomy places the organism in Eukaryota, Metazoa, Nematoda, Chromadorea, Rhabditida, Trichostrongylidae.